AUGGUGUCCGCACCAUCCAGGCCACGUCCCGCAACUGAAAAAUCAGAAGCAGUCAAGGUGAUCAUCCGUUGUCGUCCGUUAUCGGCUUCUGAAAUAUCUGAUGGUUACCAAAAUAUUGUUGAUAUUCAAACAAAUCGUGGUGUAAUUGAAUUAUACAAUCCAAAAGAACCAAAUGAACCUUCGAAAAUAUUCACAUUUGAUUCAGUUUAUGAUCCACAAUCUAAACAGCUCGAUCUUUACGAUGAAACAUUUCGCCAUCUUGUCGAUUCUGUGCUUGAAGGAUUCAAUGGAACGAUUUUUGCAUAUGGUCAGACAGGAACAGGGAAAACAUUCACAAUGGAAGGUGUUCAUGAGGAUCCUGAAUUGCGUGGUGUCAUACCGAAUGCAUAUCACCAUAUUUUCCAACAUAUUGCACAAUCGCGGAAUCAACAGUACCUCGUGAGAGCAAGCUAUUUAGAAAUUUAUCAGGAAGAAAUUCGCGAUUUGUUGAGUGUAGAUCCGAAAAUACGUUUAGAAUUAAGGGAGCGUCCAGAUGUUGGCGUUUAUGUGAACGGUCUUUCAUCAUUCGUAGCAAAAUCUGUGGAAGAAAUUGAGCACGUUAUGUUAGUCGGUCAUUCAAAUCGUACAGUCGGGAGAACAAACAUGAACGAACAUAGUAGUCGUUCACAUGCAAUUUUCAUGGUGACAGUCGAGUGCAGCGAACCCGGUUUGGAUGGUCAGAAUCACAUAAGAGUCGGACGAUUAAAUCUGAUAGAUUUGGCAGGCAGUGAGCGUCAGUCAAAAACGGGAUCACAUGGUGAACGGUUGAAAGAAGCAACAAAAAUCAACCUGUCUCUUUCUGCUCUUGGCAAUGUUAUAUCAGCAUUGGUUAGUGGAAAGAGUACUCAUGUACCGUACAGAGAUUCGAAACUAACACGGUUAUUACAAGAUUCACUAGGCGGUAAUUCGCGAACCGUAAUGGUCGCUAAUAUUGGACCUGCGUCGUAUAAUUAUGAAGAAACACUGUCUACGUUAAGAUAUGCAAAUCGCGCAAAAAAAAUCAAUAAUCAACCAAGGAUCAACGAGGAUCCCAAAGAUGCGCUUCUUCGCGAAUUUCAAGAUGAGAUUACAAGGCUUCGAGAAAUUUUGGAACAACGAGCCGUUAAAAAAAAAAAGAAGGUGUGUGUUGGCGGAAAGAGCGAAAGUGAUGAUGAAGCUAUUCCAAGUGAAGAAUAUCUUAAUGAACAGCAGAGGCGUUUGGAAGAUGAAAGACAAACCAUCAUCUCUAAUUCAAACAUUAUUGCAGAGGAAAAGAGAAAAAUACUUGCCGAUCUGGAAGAAAGGGUUGAGCAGCUAGAAAGGGAACGCGAAGCACAAACUGCUGUAGCUGCUAAGAUUCGAGCAAUGCAAAGUAAACUUCUUUCUGGUGAUAACAGUUUGUUGGAUAAGACUCGCGAACAGCAAAAAUUGCUAGAGCAGCGAAGAAGACAACUAGCUGAACAAAAGAACAAAGAACGCGAAAUUUUGCAACAGUUGGAAGCACAAGAAGAUAAUACAGCAGAAAUACAUGAAACAUUUAGUAAUUUGAGACAAGAAGUUGAAAUAAAAACAAGGAAACUAAAAAAAUUAUAUUCCAAGCUCCAACAGGUUCGUUCGGAAAUCAGUGACGCCUCUGCAAGUCAUUCACAGGAGAGGCAAGAUUUGGAAAAUUCAGUAACCGAAAUUAAUAAAGAGUUAAAACUGAAAUUGCUGAUUGUGGAGAAUUUCGUGCCACAAGAUGUUCGUGAUCGCUUACGUGAAAGAGCAUGUUGGGAUGAGGAUGUAGGUACUUGGAAACUUUUAAAAAUCGGACAAAGUCGGUCCAGAAGCACUACAUUCGAAGAAUUAUGUCGUUCAGGUGGCGGCGAUUCUGGAUUAGGCGUCAGUGAUACUUCGACUAAUAUUGAUUAUUCUAUUGUCCAAGAUCUUAUUAGCAACCGACCGGUGUCAGUACCUGGCAUGAGGCGACCAAUAUGUGAUUACGAGCGAAUGUGUUUGACAAGAUUGCGACAACAGUUGAGCACGCAGUUAAAAUGUGAACAGAUAAGAUCUACCAAUUAUGCAAACGAAGCUGGUACCAUGAUCUUAGAAGGGAUUCUGCGAUUUUGUGGUGAAAAUGUAUUGACAUUCACUUCGUUGGAAAAUUUAGAAAGGCGAACAAAGUUGUAUGAAACUUUCGAAGUCGAAGCUGGUUUACAGGCUACCGCUAAUUUCGUACGGUAUAACGAAGAACAGGAACAGAAUUUUAUUGUUGAUAUUUCAAGAAUUCCAGUGCUGCGAAAUUCAAAUCAAACCGGCCGGUUUCCUGUUUCAGGUCGGUCGAUGCCGAGAAAUUCUUCAUUUUUCAAACUAUCAUUAACACAUUCAAAAAAUGUACGAGCCCGCAGCGCACUUGGAAGAGUGGUAACAACUUCGAACAGCUGCACACCGAAAACUGGAGGUUUGAAAGAUUCUUAUGCUGCAAGCUGUACUGUUGUCCCAGAAACUUCUAUUAUUAUCGCGAAUACAGUUGCUAAACGUUCUAUCCAUUAUUCAUCUUUGCCAAAUGUCCCUAGGAGUAUACCGUAUCAACACGACAAAUUGUCAAUAGUAGUUGGAAUCAGUCAGGGUACUGACUACUUGAGUAGAAAAACUAGGACUGGUUUUGAGGAAGCAUCAUUGUUCGCGGAUAUUAUCGUUACUGAUAGCAACUCACUACAUCAGAAUUUGACCGAGAGUGUAACAGGAAGUUCCAGAAAUAAUCGACUGAAUUUUAACAAAAAUGAUAGCGUUGUGCAGUCAAAGUUUAAAAAUCAAAUAUGGAAUUCAUGUUAUCAGCAGAUUUAUGGCGACGUCAAGAAAUGGAUGAUAAUGGACCAAACAGACACGUUAUAUGUAACGCCUUUCUCGUACGAGGGAGGAACUGUUCGUGGAAAAAGGCAUAACAGCAGAAUUCCAAUAUUGAAUACGAGAUCGGAAACUAUAGCAGCUCAGUGUUCACAAUCCUCUGAAAACUGCAGUUUGUUCAUUCAGUCUUUUUCGACAUUUACAAGGCGAGUCAAUAAUUCACUAGCAAUGGAAGGGUCGUGUGAGAAAUUAGCAAAUGGUCUGAAAGAAACUCCCUUCAACAUUUCAAGGCAGUUAUUGGAGCGAUGUGCUUUUUGUAGACAACAAAGCAUCUCAUCAUACACUUCCAGUUGCCAUGAAGACAUUGUAAAGUUAGCAACAUAUUCCGAGUCAGCAAAACCAUGGGAAGUGCAUACUCACAGAAAAGAGUGGCUGUUAAACAUGGAACCUAGAAAGGCAAAAAAAAUAAUGAAACUCCGAUUCUGCACAUCUUCAAGCUAUUCAUUAUGUCGUGGUCGAGGAAAUCUGCAGUCAAUCAGAUUUCCGAAACGGUUGAUAUUAUCAGUCAAGAAGAAGAAGAUAUGUUGUACAAAUCGAUGCAUUUAUGCUUCGGCUGCUAGUAGUUGUUCAUUAUCCGAGCAAAUCAGAAAAUGCUAUGAAAAAUCACUGCACCUGAAGUCACUGUACAACAUUAUAUCUACUUUCGCUGUUAUGGCUCUUCUGCUUGCUUUUAUAAUACGUGCUCUGGAGGUAUUUCUUUGCAAAGUAUAA
Messenger RNA from Brugia malayi, 3615 nucleotides. RefSeq lists its product as uncharacterized. Gene Ontology annotation, molecular function: microtubule motor activity; microtubule binding; ATP binding. The record is from RefSeq and is a predicted model, not a curated record. NCBI's taxonomy places the organism in Eukaryota, Metazoa, Nematoda, Chromadorea, Rhabditida, Onchocercidae. Bases 1 to 3615 code for a protein of 1204 amino acids. The transcript has 24 exons. Gene Ontology annotation, biological process: microtubule-based movement.